Messenger RNA from Cydia strobilella, 5595 nucleotides. Its product is annotated as fatty acid synthase-like. The transcript is spliced from 33 exons. NCBI's taxonomy places the organism in Eukaryota, Metazoa, Arthropoda, Insecta, Lepidoptera, Tortricidae. Gene Ontology annotation, molecular function: fatty acid synthase activity; oxidoreductase activity. The record is from RefSeq and is a predicted model, not a curated record. Gene Ontology annotation, biological process: fatty acid biosynthetic process. Bases 1 to 5595 code for a protein of 1864 amino acids.
AUGGCGCCUGUACCGCAAGAACCCACGAUCGAGCUGGUCGCAGCGCCCGUCCCGGGCGACGCUCCGCCGGCACCAGACGCCGUUGUUAUCACCGGCAUGUCGGGCCUCCUGCCCGGCUGUCUCAACGUCCAGGAAUUUGCAGAGAAGCUGUAUAAUAAGGAGAACCUAGUGCAAAAGUACGAUCCUCGAUGGCAUUUCGAGCAUCCCGAGUUGCACGAAUACUACGGUCGGAUCCCGGGCCUGGACCGGUUCGACGCACAGUUCUUUAUGGUGCACUACCGCAUGGGCAACACGCUGGACGCCAUGGCGAGGAAAGUGCUUGAGAAUACCUACCAGGCCAUUUUUGAUGCUGGAAUUAGUCCAGCAGAAUUGAGCUCACAACGGGUGGGAGUGUAUAUCGGCGUCGGCGCUACCGAAUCAGAGAAAGGCUGCGCAUACACUGAAAUUGGCUUAGGAAUUUUAGGAUGCAACCGUGCAAUGUUAGCCAACCGUGUAUCAUACUGGCUGAAUGGGAAAGGGCCAUCAAUGGUAAUGGACGCAUCUUGCUGCAGUUCACUGUCGGUGUUUGAAAAGGCAUACAAUGACAUAACAACGGGCGUAUGUGAUGCGGCAGUCGUUGGGGCCAGCAAAGUACUUCUGCAUCCUCAUAGUAUAAUCCAUUAUCAAAGAUUAAUACCCUACAACGAAGACGGGAAAAUGAAGUGUUAUGGCGACAAUGCGGAUGGACAGUCGUGCUCUGAAGCUAUAAAUGUUUUCAUUUUACAAAAGUAUAAAGACAGCAAAAGAGUUUACGCUUCGCUUUGUUAUGCAAAAACUCAGUAUGGUGUAGUGGAGAACAAGGAAUAUAUGAACAAAUUCGGCUUCGAAAGAGAUCCCAAAUGCCUUGCAAAGUUUCUUCGAGACUUUUACACCGAAGCUGGGAUUCCACCAUCUUUAGUAGAAUAUGUGGAAGGAUUCGGCGCAGCCGUACCGGAGGCUGACAAAUCGGAGUUACAGGCAAUAGAAGAAGUAUUUUGUAAGGAUCGCUCAAACCCCUUGCUGUUGGGCAGUGUCAUGUCCAAUAUUGGUUAUACAGAAGCCGCGUCUGGAUCAUCAGCUAUAUUAAAAGUAUUACUGGCAUAUCAAAGAGGCGAGUUAGCCGCAAACCUGCAUUGCGAGUCUCCGCGACAAGACAUAGAGGCGAUUAAAGACGGUCGCAUACGCAUACCGGCUGAACAUCAGCGGUUCCGCCGGUCCUACGCCGCCGUCAACGGUCUGUCGGUCACAGGGAUCAAUGGACAUGUUCUACUUGCAGGACAUUACAGACCCAAGGAUUUUUCGCGUUAUCAAUCGGAGAUACCAUACUUGGUUGCUAUGUCGGGCCGCAUAGAAUCCGCCGUACAAAAGUUAAUUGAUAAUUUCAAAUCACAUAAAAUUGAUGCUGAGGAAAUUGCUCUGUUUCAUAAUAUUCACAAAUACCGUAUCAAUGGACACUUGGCACGAGGAUUCGGAAUAUUUUCAACAAAUGCAGAAAACGAGACCAUAGCGCUCCGUGAAAAAGCAGACUACUAUGACGACGCGCAGCGGCCACUGUGGUUCGUGUACAGCGGUAUGGGCUCUCAGUGGGUCGGCAUGGGCGCGCAGCUUAUGCGCAUACCGGUCUUCGCAGCUGCUAUCGAACGCUGCCGGAAAGUUCUCGAACCUAAAGGCGUGGAUAUCAUUCGUAUACUGACGUCUCCAGAAGAAGAUAUCUAUGAUAACAUCCUGCAUUCCUUCGUUGGAAUUGCUGCCGUUCAAAUAGGCCUUACUGAUGUUUUGACUUUGAUUGGUCUGGUUCCUGAUAAAAUUAUAGGGCACAGUGUCGGAGAACUAGGGUGUGCAUACGCCGACGGUUGUCUAACAGCUGAAGAGAUGAUUUUAGCCGCGUAUUGUAGAGGACGUGUGUCUCAGGAAACGUCUUUUAUUGUGGGCUCUAUGGCUGCUGUUGGUCUUGGUUACGAAAAGAUUUUAACUAUGUUACCGCCCGAGAUCGAAGUGGCGUGCCACAAUGGACCCGAGUCCAGUACCAUCUCAGGACCCGCCAUUGUAAUGCGCGAAUUCGUUGCUCAAUUGACAGCCAAAGGAAUCUUCGCGAAGGAAGUUCCAUGUUCUAACAUCGCGUACCAUUCACGAUAUAUUGCUAAAGCAGGUCCUGGGCUUUUGAAUUACCUGAAUGAGACCAUAAAAACCCCCAAACUCCGAAGUGAACGUUGGGUUUCCACAUCGGUACCACAAAACAGAUGGCAUGAAGAUGUUGCCAAGUAUUCUUCAGCAGAAUAUCACACGAACAACUUACUGAGUCCAGUGUUGUUUGAAGAGACUGCUCGCUUAAUACCAAACAAUGCCGUGGUGGUGGAAAUUGCUCCUCAUGGACUUUUACAAGCGAUCCUCAAGAGAUCUUUACCGGUCAGCUGUAAACAUAUACCUCUGACGCAACGAAGACACUCUAAUAACAUUUUGUUUCUUCUUGAAGCUAUCGGAAAUUUGUAUAUGAAUGGUUAUAACGCCAACAUUGCGGCUUUAUACCCUCAAGUAGAAUUUCCGGUGUCGACAGAAACUCCCUCUCUAUCUCAUUUGAUAGAAUGGGUAUAUGCUGAUCAUUGGAAAUUGUGUCUUUUUGUUCCUGUGGAUCGUGCAUAUUCAUCAGUAUAUAAACCUAUAAUCACGACUUACGAUGAUGAAUAUACCUAUCUGGCCGGACAUGUCAUUGAGGGAACUAGAUCAUUCCCGUUUGCUGCAGCUCUGGUGUUAGUUUGGGACACUUUAUCAAUGUCCUUGUCCAAGCCACGACGUUCCCUUCCAGUGAAACUGAGCAACAUACAUUUACAUGUACAACCGUGUUUAACAGAUGUAGAAGCUCUGCAUUUAACUGUGACUUUGCAGAAAGGUACUGGGCGCUUUGAGGUCUUUUAUGACUACGGUUUGAUUGCAGAAGGGUAUAUCGUUGCUCUUGCCCAUACAGUCAUUAAUUUAGAAUUAACUGAAAAAGAUUCUUUGACAUUAACAUCACAUGACGUUUAUAAGUUACUUCACGAAAAAGGAUAUGACUACAAGUGUGACGGCAUCAAAAUGGAAAAAAUUACGUACAUGGAUAAACCAUACAUCAUGCGGCAGGCUGCUGACCUUAAAGCAUUACAAUUCUUUCCAUUCUUUCUGCAAGAAGAUGCCGAUAUCUUUACAACAUUAUACAUUUUUAUGCAAAUUAUCAAGGAAAAUUUGUAUGAUAAGACUAUAAACAUAUUGGAUAUAGUUUGGAACAAACCAUCAAUAAUUGAUUCUAUUCAAGAUUUACUAAUCGGUCCUCCGGAAAUAAAACAUGAAUUGACGCGAGUGCAGAAAACUGAAAUAUUAUCAGCAAAAAAAAUUAGUCAAAAACCCGAUGUUCUAAUACUAAACGAUCUUCUUUCGGAUAGACAAGGCCAGUGGGGCGGAGAAUACUACAUUCCUUUGCCAGCAAAUGUUACUUCAAAGCAAACAGUAGCAUUAGGGAGUACAAAAAUCGGCAGACUAGAUUCUCUAAAUUGGGUGGAUGUUCCUGAAGUUAGCGGGGGAGUUUCAGUCAAGGUGUAUUAUGCAGCAGUCAAUACUUAUGAUGUCAAAAGGGCUCGAGCAGAAAUUCCUCUUAGUAAUGAAAAUGAUGGAUAUGGACUUGACUUCAGUGGAAUAACAAACAGGGGAGAACGUGUUUUUGGAAUAGCGCGGGAUGGAUCUAUACGCAAUCAAGUGACCGCUCAGCUGGAAUUAUUAUGGCCGGUACCCGAUCAUUGGGGUUUAGAAGACGCAGCUACAGUUCCCUUGCCUUAUCUGCAAGCUUUUUAUUGCCUUACUAUGAAAACGGAAAUACGCGAAGGAAUGCGGGUGUUGAUACACGGCGGUGCAGGCGCACUCGGACAGGCAGCUAUCUCCAUAGCUCUAGCCAAACGUUGUGAGGUCUUCACGACCGUAAGUGAUAUUAGCAAAAAAAAGUUUUUGAAACAGCUGUUCCCAGAGCUCAAAGCAAGUCAUAUCGGGAAUUCUCGAGAUGGUUCUUUCUCUGAUAUGAUUUUAAAUGCAACUGGUGGAAGAGGUUGUCAUAUUGUCAUUAACAAUUUAAAAGGACAACUCAAAAAUGCAUCUCUAAGUUGCUGCAGUUCUUUCGGGACAACUCUUGAUACUGUUCAAAUACACACACGAGAUAACUUCACUUAUGGGAUGUUUAAUAUGACCAAAGCAAGGUCAUACGUGCCGAUAGAUGUUAUGGAAAUCUUUGAAAGCCGUAAUAUGGGACAGUUGAAGAAACUGCAUUUAUUGGUGGCCAAGGGCAUAUCGGAAGGAUACGUCCGCCCGCUAUCUCGCGUUACGUAUUCGCCCCAAGAAGUAUCACGCGCCUUUAGACUGGUGGCGGCAAGCAAUCAUCGCGGCCGAGUGCUGAUUUGCAUUGCUGACGAGGAUGUUCCUGUUACUUCACUAGCGCAACCUAGACUUGUUUGCUCACACGACCACCAGCAGUUGCUAAUAAGCGAUGAAGAUGUGCUGUGCUUGCAUGUGGCGGACAGACUAAUUAGUCGCGGAGCUCAAAAGCUCCGCUUGUUAAAAAAGCUUCAAGAGCAUUUUACGGAUACCAGCAAAGAAGACCUUGGACUAGGAGCAUAUUUCAACGCAAUUGAAGCAGACGAAUUGGUGACAUCAGCAGAUUUUGUGCUUAUGACCACUCUUCUGCCGAGCCUAGGAACGAACCCAGGUGACAUCGAUACUAGCAAUCCCCACCUGUACAUAAUCCCAGGUGUCGAAGGUUACCAUAACAGGUUUAAUGUAUUGUGCGAAAGACUGAAAAUGCCAGCGGCAGUCCUUAAUCCAAGUAUCGAUGACAUGUACACCAAUGUCCCAGAAUUGGCACAAAAACUAGUUAAUAUAAUGGUGCAGAGAUUGAAAAACAAGGAAACUUUCUACUUAUUAGGGUAUGAAAUGGGAGUAUUGGUAGCUUUGGAGAUGGCAGUUAUAUUAGAAAGCUAUGGUUUAUCGGGCACCGUCUACUGCCUUGGCGGAACUCCCGAAGACAUUCAAACUGCACUGGAAAUCAAUUUAAAGGGAAUGUCAGACCAUAAACUACAGGAUACCGUUUUGCAACAUUUGACUUCUCUAAUGACAGGUCAUCGAAUUCCAGAACUUACAGAUCAAUUACAAGAGGCUAAAAAUUGGCAGAGUAAAGUAGAACUGUGUGUUAAAACGUGUCGUGGUCAAGCUCCUUACACUUCUCAAUUCAUAAGAACCUAUUUAAAAGCUGCGUACAACCGUAUCGAGUUGACCAGAAAUCAUAGAGUUAGACCACAUACGUUGCGUUCUAAAAUUGUUAUUCUACGAGCAAAUCUGCGAUAUCCUUUUAACCAGCAGUCAAUGGCAAGAUUUUCAAAACAACCUAUUUCUGUUCAUGAAAUACAAAGUAGUAUCUCGCUAGCUCCAAAGAAUUUGCAGUGCAGUACUAUCAUUAACAAAUAUUUAGACCCCGCCGCCUUGGAAGCGUUCGAAAACCGCAAUCAUUGCGAUUCGUAUACAAUAAACAAUCACCUUAAUAUGAAGUUCGUUUCACAGGCAGUUUAG